Messenger RNA from Colletotrichum acutatum, 771 nucleotides. RefSeq lists its product as uncharacterized. The transcript has a single exon. The record is from RefSeq and is a predicted model, not a curated record. Lineage: Eukaryota; Fungi; Ascomycota; Sordariomycetes; Glomerellales; Glomerellaceae. The coding region runs from base 28 to 699 and encodes 223 amino acids.
UACGAUAGUGAGGAUAGCACCCGCCCCAUGCUCACUGAGGAUGAGCAAGAGAAGGGAACUCCUCUUUCCCCCUCACCAGAGCUUCAGCGCCGCUACCAGCGCGAGGUUCUCUCCAAGCUCCUCAUCGGUCUGGCCUUGAGCAUCAUCUUUGCCUUCUCCGUCACCUGGGUCUUCCAGUCCAUCGUCCCGCCUUCCCGCACCAACGCCCAGGGCAUCAUAGAGAACCCCUGUGGCAACUCGUCCAGCGAGGCUCAAGCCCGCGGUUGCCACUUUGACGUGCUCUCGUUCUGCUGGGUGCCGGAGGAGUGCUUCGACCGUGAGUUGACGGACAAGUUCCGCAACGCCGGGCCGUGGGUGUUCUACACCGACCAGAACAAGACGGCGUCAGUGACUGAGGAGCAGUUCGGCUCUGAUACCCAGCCCGUAUACCUCACCAACAGGCUUCAUAAGACGCACUGCGCCUACAACAUUCUCCGGUUUCACAAGGCACUGACCGAGAAUCGCAUGGUCCACCGCGAAGACGUCUUGACGCACACGCAACACUGUACUCAAGUUCUCACGAGGGUUAAUGAGCCGGACGAUAUUGAGGUUAGAGCAAAGAUUCAGUACCCUGACUGUGGGCACUUUUCAAAGAUGUUCCCGGGAAAGGCGAAGGAAGGUGUGCCUGGCCACAAUCAUGGACACUCCCACAUAGGGUGAGACUAGGGAUCGUACAACCAGAUAAAGUGCCUAUACUAUGACUAGUACAACAAAAGCUUUUUUCUUGGCUGU